ACUAUGGUACAGCACAUUUGAGCACUAACUCAGAGUACGCAUUGCCAAAUUACCAAUAAAAAUUUAGUUAUUGGAUUUCCGGCCAUUUACAACGCGAGCUGGAAACCCGGCUUUGUGUUCCUUUAGAUACAGAUCCUGUGAAAAUGUCUGGAAAAAUCUUGAUGAUAUUGUUAAGUGUUAGCACAUCGGCUUUUUGCUUGGAACUGUGUCCACACGAUUUGGUUUCUAUAACAUGUGAGAAGUCCAGAGCGAUCGCCAAUUUCCGAUUCGACGCAUUAGUGGCACCGGAAUCACCAUGGAAGGAAUUUUCCGGCAUGAAUUUGUUUUCCUCCCUGAUUGAUUUCAAUAGUAGCACUUUUCUUCCCCUGGAAUUACAUUUUGAAGAGCAGCGCUUAUCACGCAGUUUAACGUAUGAAGAUUUUCUGCGCGAGGAAACGAAUACAACAACAACGCUUAAUAAACAACUUACUCUGGAAAUGGUCUGGCCUGUAAAAGAUGAUGGAUCCAUCUAUCGGUGGCCGUUCAGUGUGGAAUGCGGCUUUAAAAACACAGUGGAACAGGAGAGUGCGCGUUUGAGUUUCCACGGUGGUGCGGAUUAUGGGAAUGCCAUUACGCUUGAAAUAGACGGUGGCGCUGAUGCUGUUAUUCCACCUGGUCAGCGUGUCCACUUAACGGUUGAAAUUCCUGCUGAUCUACAUGCUGUGCCUGACACUUGCAUCCUGAUGCCGGGAGAUGCCGAUGUUGAUCUUUCUCAUGGACUUGCGGAAACUAAUGCGUGCUUUCUCGUCAAAGACAGAAUGAAAUCUUCGGAAAAUUGCACGAUGACUGGCGCCGAUCCUGUCGUGUUGAACGUGAAAAGCAAUGUGACGUCUAACGAGACCCUUUCGAAAGCUGUACUGCUGGAGUGGAACUCUUUUCUGUAUCCAAACAGCAGCGGAGUUUUUACGGUUAUCUGUGCAAUGAGGAUAUGUAACUUUGCCGAUAAUACCAUCUGCAAUCUGGAUGGGUUUAAUUCCCCCGAAGAAAACGAUACGAGUAUGGAAAAACUGAACAUCGAUUUGCGCGUCGACAUUUUUAAUGAAACAUGGAUUUAUUAUGUGACAAAAAGCUAUAACAUCCGGCUGCCUACGACGACCGAAACCACGUCUUCCACGGUUACGACAACAUCAGCAACGAUCUCGACUGGAACACCGGUUCCUGUUCGACCGGGAGCACGCAAUGAAAAUGAUAUCUGCCUUCCACCGGCGGAAAUGUGGAGCAUAGUGACCGUACCCUUUGGACUGAUUAUUAUCGCAUUGGGAUUACUGAUUUUCCUAAAUGUGAAACUGAACAAGUCUACCAAAAGAAAGGCAUUGGACAGUGUGCCAAGAGUGUCUGUAACAACGGAGCCAGUUCUCUUCCGGCGUCCACAUUUGGUCCAGGGUCAAGGUCGGCAGAGACGAGAUCGAGAGUACUAGGCCGGCAAAUCGUCGUGGAUUUUCUUAGCCAUUUUGUAUAACUGUAUUUCUUGUCUUUCAAUUGGUUUUUAAAGUCUGACAAUACAUUUAAUGUGUUUCUCCGAACAAGCCGUUAGCGUUAUCAAACUGCAGAAUAAAACACUGUCCAAG
Paramacrobiotus metropolitanus is the source of this 1607-nucleotide messenger RNA. RefSeq lists its product as uncharacterized. The transcript has 7 exons. NCBI's taxonomy places the organism in Eukaryota, Metazoa, Tardigrada, Eutardigrada, Parachela, Macrobiotidae. The coding region runs from base 144 to 1457 and encodes 437 amino acids. The record is from RefSeq and is a predicted model, not a curated record.